Ricinus communis (castor bean) is the source of this 1025-nucleotide messenger RNA. RefSeq lists its product as uncharacterized. The transcript has 6 exons. The record is from RefSeq and is a predicted model, not a curated record. Lineage: Eukaryota; Viridiplantae; Streptophyta; Magnoliopsida; Malpighiales; Euphorbiaceae. Bases 145 to 753 code for a protein of 202 amino acids.
AAUAAAAAUCCCGCUUUCCCAAUUCUUAACAAACAUACACACGGAAAACAGAAAACGAAUUUUCAAAAAAUUUUCCUUUAGUUUCUUUUUUCUGAUUAAUCCUAAAACUCUCUCUGCGUGACUUAUUUUUGUCGUACAAGGCAAAUGGGAAGAAACGGUAACGGAGAAGGAAGUGGUGGUGGAGGAGGAGCAGGAGGAGAGACAGUUCCACGAUUAGGUUCAAGCUCAAGAGUGAGAAGAGGAGCAGACCCGUUGUUAGUGGUGUGUAGAUGUUUUAGCUUCGUAACUGCUCUCACUGCUAUCCUUUGCAUUGCCGUUAAUGCUCUCUCUGCUGUUCGAUCUUUUAGAGACGGAUCCGAUGUAUUUGAUGGCAUAUUUAGGUGCUAUGCUGUGCUGAUUGCGUUUUCUGUGGUUGUUGCUGAGACUGAGUGGGGUUUUAUUGUGAAGUUCUGGCAGGUGUUGGAGUAUUGGGCUGGUAGGGGUAUGCUGCAGAUAUUUGUUGCAGUGAUGACGAGAGCUUUCCCUGACUAUUCAUCAAGCCAGAAGGAUCUUAUUCUUCUACAAAAUAUAGCAAGCUAUAUGCUACUUGCUUGUGGUGUGGUUUAUGUUGUUUCGGGAAUUCUGUGCAUCGGCUUUCUCAAACGUGCUCGCCAACAGAAAGAAAUUUCAAAGGAGCAGGCAGUCAAGGAUUUGGAGCAAUUAGAGCGGCGAAGGGAGGAGCUAGAACAAUUGCUCAUGGAAGAAAGAGUUUGACGCCAUCUACGCCAGUACUGUUUUCAGAUAACAUUGAUAAUGGCUUUGAUGAACCCUAACUGCGUGAAUCUCAUGUUACUAUGCUUAUACCAUUUCAUUGAUUGAUUCUGUUAGUUGUUUUCUGAAGGUUUCUUUUCCAUGAAAUUGUAUAGCUGUGCAGUUGUGCAGAAAGCCAUGUAGUUUGGUUCCUUUUUUUUUUUUGUUGGAAACCUAACUGCUUUGGCUUUUGUUAUCCAUAUGUUUCAUGAUCAAGCGCAUUGCAUUUUCAAGAA